This is a messenger RNA of Salarias fasciatus (jewelled blenny), 3949 nucleotides long. RefSeq names its product F-box and leucine-rich repeat protein 2 (gene fbxl2). The transcript is spliced from 14 exons. Gene Ontology annotation, biological process: SCF-dependent proteasomal ubiquitin-dependent protein catabolic process. Gene Ontology annotation, cellular component: SCF ubiquitin ligase complex. Gene Ontology annotation, molecular function: protein binding. The record is from RefSeq and is a predicted model, not a curated record. Lineage: Eukaryota; Metazoa; Chordata; Actinopteri; Blenniiformes; Blenniidae. The coding region runs from base 644 to 1942 and encodes 432 amino acids.
CGGCCCGCCCCUUUCCCCGCAAGUAAACAGAACACGGAGCGGUGUCGGCGCGCGGACCUGUGAUAUAUGCGUGGAGGGGAGGGGGGGUCCACGCCGAGGAAUGAUCGGAGGGGUUCGUGUGGCGUCCCCCCGCGUGUUUUUCCUGAACUUUGCGGGAUUUUUGGGGUCGUGCCAGCGGACUGGAGCUGGAGCGAUGAAGGGAGAGGCGGAAGUGAAGUCACUUGACAGACCGUCCAUGUUAUUAUUGUUAUUUUGGUAGCCCUGUGUGAUGAGACGGGCUGGGGAGCCGCCGCUCUCCGAGACAGCGUUGACGUUACCGCAGGCCGGCCCCGGACCGACACCACCCUCAGCGCCCGCACCGCCGCCGCCGCCGCCGCCGCCGCCGCCGCCGCCGCCGCCUCACUGACCCGGGGACAGGAGCCUCGCUGGCGGCCGGGGGUGGAGGAGAGGGGAGGAGGGUCUGAAGACCCAGCUCCAGCCCUGGCUCCCUAAAAAAAAAGAAAGAAAGAAAGAAAAGAAAAGAAAACAAAGAAAGAAAGAGAGAAACACUCGACCAAAAAAAUUAAAACGGGGACAGAAACAGUAACGGCGUUUCGACGGGUGUCUGCGCGGCGCGUGUAGCAGCGGACGAGCCGCCGCAGACAUGAACGGUAUCACCAAGGGCCGGUUCGAGGUGUUCUCAAACAGCGAUGAAGCCCCCAUCAACAAGAAGCUCCCCAAAGAGCUUCUUCUUAGAAUAUUUUCCUAUCUCGAUGUGGUUACACUCUGUAGAUGUGCCCAGGUAUCCAAGGCGUGGAACGUCCUGGCCCUUGAUGGCAGCAAUUGGCAGAAGAUCGACCUGUUCAACUUCCAGACAGACAUAGAGGGUCGGGUGGUGGAGAACAUUUCGAAGCGUUGCGGAGGCUUCCUGAGGCAGCUCAGCCUCAGGGGCUGCCUGAGUGUUGGAGAUGCCUCCAUGAAGACGUUCGCUCAGAACUGCAGAAACAUCGAGGUGUUGAACCUGAACGGCUGCACUAAGAUCACAGACAGCACCUGCCUCAGUCUCAGCAAGUUUUGCUCCAAACUCAAACAUCUCGAUCUCACUUCCUGCGUGUCCGUCAGCAACCACUCCCUCAAGGCCCUCAGUGACGGCUGCAGGAUGCUGGAGAUGUUGAACCUGUCGUGGUGUGAUCAGAUCACACGUGACGGCAUCGAGGCCCUGGCCAGAGGGUGCGCUGGUUUACGAGCGUUGUUCCUCAGAGGUUGCACACAGCUGGAUGAUGGAGCUUUGAAACACCUUCAGAAAAACUGCCCAGAACUCACCACCAUCAACAUGCAGUCCUGCACACAAAUAACAGAUGAAGGUCUGGUCAGCCUGUGCCGAGGAUGCCACAAGCUGCAGAUCCUGUGUGUGUCUGGCUGCAGCAACAUCACUGAUGCCUCUCUCACUGCACUGGGACUUAACUGUCCCCGACUCAAGAUUCUUGAAGCUGCACGAUGCUCCCAUGUUACGGACGCUGGGUUCACUGUGCUGGCCAGAAACUGUCACGAGCUUGAAAAAAUGGACUUAGAAGAAUGUAUUUUGGUGACAGAUAACACCCUGGUUCAGCUGUCAAUCCACUGCCCUCGCCUGCAAGCACUGUCCCUGUCCCACUGUGAGCUGAUCACCGAUGAUGGCAUCAGAGCACUGAGCAGCAGUACCUGUGGCCAAGAGCGCCUCACGGUGGUGGAGCUGGACAACUGCCCCCUCAUCACUGACGUUACCCUGGAGCACCUGAAAAGCUGCCAUCGGCUGGAGCGCAUCGAGCUCUACGACUGUCAGCAAGUCACCAGGGCCGGCAUCAAGCGCAUCAGGGCCCACCUUCCAGAGAUCAAGGUCCAUGCCUACUUUGCCCCAGUGACGCCCCCUCCGUCUGUACAUGGAGGUGGCCAGCGUCUGUGCCGCUGCUGCAUCAUCCUCUGACAGUGGAGGGCCAGGGGGGGCCACCUCUGUCUACAGGUCCUGCUGCUCUGACGUGGGCUGACGUCGGGUUUUGGGGUGGGGGUGGCGGGGUGGGGGUGGGGGAGGGGCCGGGGUAGGCGUCGGGGGAGAGGAGGGGCUGGACCCACUCACUGCUCCUGAUCACUGAUCAAAGGCUGAUCCCUGAUCAGUCGAACCCGCCCCUUCUCUCUCCUCUGGCUCACCAGUCAGCGCUUUAGCAGCCUGGAGGGGCUGAGAUGAAGAAAAACGAAUGGAUGGAUGGACUUUCUCUCUUUUUUCUCUCUCUCUCUCUCUUAUCUCAUUCUCUCUUUCACGCUGUAAAGACACAAACAGGUUGUCCACUCCAUUCGUCUCCCCACAAAACCCCGACUUCCCCGCCUGUGGGUCUGAAAGGACUGCACCUGGACAGCUGCAGCCGGGGAGUCCGAACGGUGGAACUGAGUCGCAUUAAGUUCAAACUAAAGAAAAAACAAAAAAGAAAAGAAAAGAUGACAUUGUCAUCUGAGGACAGCCGCUCACUCUAACUGGAGCAUCAUCUCAACCAAUCAUGUGACAGCUCUGUGUGACCAUUCUGUGAUUCAUUCUGCUUUGACCAACAAACACAGAGCGCCGAGGCGGAGGAGAGCCGGGCUGCGGGGGAUCCUCAAGAUAUAAACAGUGAAGCUUUGGCAAGGCCGGCUCAGCUCUGUGACGUGGACGAGUCCAGGAUGAGACGGAACCUACGGACUGGGACAUGUGACAUAUUUGUGCAUCUAAGAAACUUCUGUUGAGAUUUCGAUUCUGUUUGUACAAAGAAUGUUUUGCAACAGAAAAAAAAAAAGAAAAAAAGAAUUACACUUACAACAACUCACUAUAAAAAAAACAAAAAAUUGGGACGGCUGACAAAAAAAAGUUUGGUUUUAUUUUCUCUCCUUUUUUUUCAGUGCUUAUUGUAAUUGUCUAUGCCUGUCUGUUCACAGAGGGAGAUAUGCUUGUCUUUCUUUUUGAACCGUAAAAGAAAUACUGUUGCUGUUUGACAAAAAAAAAAAAAAAAAAAAGGACCUAUGAUUCAGACCCUUGGUGUCUAAAUGCACUAUGUUGACACUGUAUGCUGCUGGGAUGAGAGGCCUCUCCUGUGUACCGCGUGGUGACGUUGGCUCGUAGGCCCUGAUCCAAUCCUGUCAGUAGCCCUGCGCACUAGCUCCUAUAUGGCCACUCAAGCAUUUGUUUACAGCAUGGACUAGGUUAGCACCACAGACUAACUUGUUUACAUCAGUAGAUUUCCAGUCCCGCACUGUUCAGGGUUAGCUGUUCAACGUACUCUGAAUAAUUAGUAUGACUGACGAAUGGUGUUGCAGGUGGCCACUGUUCAGAUUAUUUGCUGUGUGUAUCUGGAUAUCAAUCAGGGCUAAUGUUGGUGUUACUUUGCUUUAAAAGUGAAAUAGAAAUUUGCGAAAAGCCUAAAAAAAAACAAAAACAAAAAAAAACUGCAUAAAAGACUGUGAGCGAUGGCACUUCAACUCUUUGACAAUCACAUAAAUGUGUGUAUUUGAAAGUUAAUUUUAUAUAGUUUGGUGUAAUUGUCAACUUACUGAUGAUCCUCAGUGUACUCCAAUACAUUUAGGUCCCAAAGCAGCACAUGAGGAAUUGAAAUUAGCUUCGGACACAUGUCUGCUGACAUCUAAUGUUGUUAAAUAGCCCUAAACUCUCGUUGAAUCUGGCAAAACACACGUGACAUCAGGGAAGUGGUUUAGCAGCGACUGAGAAGGUCCAGAACAAACAGUUUAUCACACUCUAUACAGACACUCCUGGUCAGCAGGAAAUCAACAGUAUCUGCGUCUCCAUGCAGGGUUCUGCAAGCAGGAGACAUAAAAAAAAAAAAAAAAUCACCUAAUGCACUGAAAAUCCAACAGAGAAAAAAGCAGCUUGCGAUGUUGUGCUAUAGUUGAGACUGGCAAGUGCUUAAAAAGUGGGGAGACUGGCAGGAGAAUGGAUAGGACUGAAACAAAA